AUGGAAUCUGUGAAUUCAACCAGUUUUAAUGUACCAUCCUCUGACUUUUCUAUAACAUCUAUAUUGGAUUCACAAAUAUGCUUAUUAAACAAUAGUAAUAAUAAUAAUAAUAAUAAUAAUGUGACUAGCGAAUUAAAUACUGACAUAAAAAACCAUAUUCAGUUGGAUGCGAUUGAAACUGUUAACAAUAAUUUCACUGAUAUUCCAUUGUCUACAACAUUGUGCUCAAAUCCGAAAGUUACAAAUCUAUUUAUGCCACCAGAUACUACUAUUCAGGAAGUGAAUACUAAUAUUAAUAAUACUUCAACUAUUAACAAUUCAAGUCAGCUAAGGAUUUCAACUACAUCGUCAUCACAAUCCACCUCCUGCUCAGCAUCAUCACCCAUUAAUAAAUUAACAAAUAAUACUAUGGAUAAAUCAUUAUAUUUAACUACGAUUGAUAUGUUGCACAGAAUGUUAACCAAUAAUACAACAACAACAAAUCCAACUAUUUUAUUGUCAGAUCUUGUCAGUAAAAUGUAUUCUGAGAAAAGUGAAAAAUUAUUGACACCAUAUAAUCUAUUAGAAUUGUCAACUAUUAUGCUUAAUAAUAAUAAUAAUAAUAAUAAUAAAUCGAAUGUCACAAAAACUGAUUCAUCUCCUCUAUCACAAAUUAUAUCGACGACACUAUGGAAUGAUAUAAUAAAUUAUGAAAAAUCUUUCAAUGCAACAACACAAAUCACUUGUAAUAAUAAUAAUAAUAAUAAUAAUAAUAAUAAUCAAAAUGCUACUACUGUAACCAGUGCAACCACCAAUGGUGCCAUUUCAACAACGAAUACAACAAAUACAACAACUACUAGUAAUGAUUACAAUGUUGUUAGUAAAAAUGAACUACUCUCAUGGUUACAAAAUUGUAAUCUGCCAAAUAUUGCAAAUAAAACUGAUACAACACCUAUUGAUAUAACAUUGAAUAGAAUUAUGAAUCCAGUGAAUAAUCUUGUAAAUAUACCAAGUACUAGUUCAUCAUUACUUAAUAAAAAUAAUAAUAAUCUCACUGUGAAUGAAUCAAUAUCCGAUUAUAGUAAUGAUAUAAAUCAUAUUAAAAAUAUUAAUCAAAUGAAUAAUCAAUGUUUGAUCAACAAUAAUAAUGACAAUCAUAAUAAUAAUAAUAAUAAUAAUAAUAAUAAUGAAUUAGCACAUUUUGUAAAUUUAUUAAAUUUUCAUAGUCGUCUAUCCACUGAAUGUUCAACAUUGAAUUGGUCAAAUGAAACACCACUAUACACAGUGAAUAGUUCAAAUUAUCCUGGAACUAUAACAACACCAGUAAUUAUUCCUUCUAAUAAUCCAUUACAAAUACCAUUUCAAAAUUGUGAAAGUCAUACAAAUGAUCGUCAACAAACAGUUAAGAAUAACAUAGAGAAAGAGAUUAAAAUUAAUAAAUCUGCUAAUAGUAGUAGUGAUAAUAUUGACAAAUAUGUUGAUGAAGAUAUGAGUGAUAUUGAAAAUAAUUCAAAAGGUGAUGAAUUUAUGUCGCCAAAUACACGAAUGAAUAAUUUUUGGCCGAAUACAGAUGAUUUAACUAUUGAUCAUCAAGCGAAUGAAAUGAAUAACACUGGAACCGAUGAUGAAAUGGAUUAUAAAACAGAUUUAAAUUCAAAAUCAUUAUCUAUUCAAUUAUUACGAAGAAAAAAGAAAACACGUACUGUAUUUUCAAGAAAUCAAGUUUAUCGGCUGGAAUCAACUUUUGCUUUGAAACGUUAUUUGUCUAGUUCUGAACGUGUUGGUUUAGCCAGAACGCUACAGUUAACAGAAACUCAAGUGAAAAUUUGGUUUCAAAAUCGUCGUAACAAAUGGAAACGUCAAGUUACUGUUGACUACAAGCCAACAAAUGACAAUCAUUCAGAUGAUAUAAUUUCUUCCAGAUCAAGUGGAAUUAUACUGCCAUCAACGAUUAUUGGACAGACAAAAUUACCAACAUCUGUAACAGAUUUUGAUCCAUCAUCUAUUCAUGUUUCUGGAAGCAUUGGAUCAUCGUUUUCUUUGAAUAAUUUUAUGAAUACAUCACCAGCGAUCGAAUCAUGGGUAGCUAACAAUUAUAUUCAGCCAAAUAUUAUGAAUCCUAAUUAUUUUCCAAUUAGUAAUCACAAUAAACACUUAUUGCCACCAUGUAGUAAUAAUUAUCUUUCAAAGAAUCACAUGAAACUAGAUUCAUAUCCUUUGAUGAAUAUCAGCCAACAAACUACAUCUGCAAGUGAUAAUAUCCACCCUACAGAUCUUAGCAUUUCUUCAUGGUCUCAUGGUAACGCCAAUUUAGAUGUUGAUGCGUCUAGUCAUUCACAGAAAUCAUCCAUUUCUCCAUUAUCUUCAUCUUCAUUAUGUGCAUCAGCAACUUUACCUCAAGUGUCCAAAGACAUUAUUCCUAGUUCUUCUCUUCCUUUUCCUCUCUCUUCUUCCUUAUCGUCAUCGGAUAUUUUAUUAUCAUCUGGAGUAAAUGUUAAUUCAUACACGAAUCCAACAUUUACUGCAUCGAACUUCGAUAAUCGAUUGUCUAGUUUAGAAACAAUUCUGUUUAAUCAAACUCUGAAUAAAAAUCCGGGUAAUAUUGAUUCAUCAGAUUUAUCUAAUCUACUUGAAGUACAUCGUCGAAUUUUAAAAGACGAUGUAGAUCAAAGUAAAAUUAUUGCAGCGUUAAAUGCAGUUGCGACAAAUCUUUUAACACGCAUUAUAUGA
Molecule: messenger RNA, 2709 nt
Organism: Schistosoma turkestanicum
Lineage: Eukaryota; Metazoa; Platyhelminthes; Trematoda; Strigeidida; Schistosomatidae
Source: the annotation of a GenBank genome assembly